GUGAUGCAGCCCUGAGGAUGCGCGAGGUGCCGGCACCCCUUCAUCUAGCCUACGGGGGGCGCUCGGAGCAGCGCCAUCGCUAGCGCGGCCUGAGGGCCCCCGGAAGCCCCGAUCGCUGGGCUCCAGGCCCCGCGCGGUCCCCUUUCCCCUCCCGCCUACCCUGGGCCCCGGGACGCGGACCCCCUGCAGGGACGCGCAGACUCAAGGAGUGGCACCGGGGCACCGGCGCGACGGCCGCAGCAGCAGCAGCAGGUGCGCGGCCUGGGCAGGAGCCGCGGGCCGGAGAGGGAGCGGCCCUUAUCCAGGGUACCGGAGACACCUGCAGCGGCCGCGAGCCUGGCGGUGGCGACAUCCCGGCGCCCAGAGGAGAAUACGGAAACUGCAGCCAUGACCACCCACGUGACCCUGGAAGAUGCCCUGUCCAAUGUGGACCUCUUGGAAGAGCUGCCCCUCCCCGACCAGCAGCCAUGCAUCGAGCCUCCACCUUCCUCCAUCAUGUACCAGGCUAACUUUGACACAAACUUCGAGGACAGGAACGCAUUUGUCACAGGCAUUGCAAGGUACAUUGAGCAGGCGACGGUCCACUCCAGCAUGAAUGAAAUGCUGGAGGAAGGGCACGAGUAUGCAGUCAUGCUGUACACCUGGCGCAGCUGUUCCCGGGCCAUCCCCCAGGUGAAAUGCAAUGAGCAGCCCAACCGAGUGGAGAUCUAUGAGAAGACAGUGGAGGUGCUGGAGCCAGAGGUUACCAAGCUCAUGAAGUUCAUGUAUUUUCAGCGUAAGGCCAUUGAACGGUUCUGCAAUGAGGUGAAGCGACUGUGCCAUGCCGAGCGGAGGAAGGACUUUGUCUCUGAGGCCUACCUCCUGACCCUGGGCAAGUUCAUCAACAUGUUCGCCGUCUUGGACGAGCUGAAGAAUAUGAAGUGCAGCGUCAAGAACGAUCACUCUGCCUACAAGAGGGCAGCACAGUUCCUGAGGAAGAUGGCAGACCCCCAGUCUAUCCAGGAGUCGCAGAACCUUUCCAUGUUUCUGGCAAACCACAACAGGAUCACCCAGUGUCUUCAUCAGCAACUGGAAGUGAUCCCCGGCUACGAGGAGCUGCUGGCUGACAUUGUCAACAUCUGCGUGGAUUACUAUGAGAACAAGAUGUAUCUGACCCCCAGUGAGAAGCACAUGCUCCUCAAGGUAAUGGGUUUUGGUCUCUACCUGAUGGAUGGCAAUGUCAGUAACAUUUACAAACUGGAUGCCAAGAAGAGAAUCAACCUCAGCAAAAUCGAUAAAUUCUUUAAGCAGCUGCAGGUGGUGCCCCUUUUCGGCGACAUGCAGAUAGAGCUGGCCAGAUACAUUAAGACCAGUGCUCACUAUGAAGAAAACAAGUCCAAGUGGACGUGCACCCAGAGCAGCAUCAGCCCCCAGUACAACAUCUGCGAGCAGAUGGUGCAGAUCCGGGAUGACCAUAUCCGCUUCAUCUCUGAACUUGCUCGCUACAGCAACAGUGAGGUGGUGACAGGCUCCGGGCUAGAUAGCCAGAAGUCGGAUGAGGAAUACCGCGAGCUCUUUGACCUGGCGCUGCGGGGCCUGCAGCUUUUAUCCAAGUGGAGCGCCCACGUCAUGGAGGUGUACUCCUGGAAGCUGGUUCACCCCACCGACAAGUUCUGCAACAAGGACUGUCCUGGCACGGCUGAGGAGUACGAGAGGGCCACGCGCUACAACUACACCAGCGAGGAGAAGUUUGCCUUCGUCGAGGUGAUCGCCAUGAUCAAAGGCCUGCAGGUGCUCAUGGGCAGGAUGGAGAGCGUCUUCAACCAGGCCAUCAGGAACACCAUCUACGCGGCCCUGCAGGACUUUGCCCAGGUGACACUGCGGGAGCCCCUGAGGCAGGCGGUGAGGAAAAAGAAGAAUGUCCUUAUCAGUGUCCUGCAGGCAAUUCGGAAAACCAUCUGUGACUGGGAAGGGGGCCGAGAGCCCCCCAAUGACCCGUGCUUGAGAGGGGAGAAGGAUCCCAAAGGUGGAUUUGACAUCAAGGUGCCCCGGCGUGCCGUGGGGCCCUCCAGCACACAGGCCUGCCAGUGGUCCCCGCGGGCUUUGUUUCACCCCACUGGUGGCACACAGGGCCGAAGAGGCUGCCGAUCCCUGCUGUACAUGGUACGGACCAUGCUCGAAUCGCUCAUCGCAGACAAGAGCGGCUCCAAGAAGACCCUGAGGAGCAGCCUCGAUGGCCCCAUCGUCCUCGCCAUCGAGGAUUUCCACAAGCAGUCCUUCUUCUUCACGCACCUGCUCAACAUCAGCGAAGCCCUGCAGCAGUGCUGCGACCUCUCCCAGCUCUGGUUCCGAGAAUUCUUCCUGGAGUUAACCAUGGGCCGGAGAAUCCAGUUCCCCAUUGAGAUGUCCAUGCCCUGGAUUCUAACGGACCAUAUCCUGGAAACCAAAGAACCUUCCAUGAUGGAGUACGUCCUCUACCCGUUGGAUCUGUACAAUGACAGCGCCUACUAUGCUCUGACCAAGUUUAAAAAGCAGUUCCUGUACGAUGAGAUCGAAGCCGAGGUGAACCUGUGUUUUGAUCAGUUUGUCUACAAGCUGGCAGACCAGAUCUUUGCUUACUACAAAGCCAUGGCCGGCAGUGUCUUGUUGGAUAAACGUUUUAGAGCCGAAUGUAAGAACUAUGGAGUCAUCAUUCCGUACCCGCCGUCCAACCGCUAUGAAACGCUGCUGAAACAGAGACAUGUCCAGCUCUUGGGUAGGUCAAUUGACUUGAACAGACUCAUUACCCAGCGCAUCUCUGCUGCCAUGUAUAAAUCCUUGGACCAGGCUAUCAGCCGCUUUGAGAGUGAGGACCUGACCUCCAUUGUGGAGCUGGAGUGGCUGCUGGAGAUCAACCGGCUCACGCACCGGCUGCUGUGUAAGCACAUGACCCUGGACAGCUUCGACGCCAUGUUCCGGGAAGCCAACCACAACGUGUCGGCCCCCUAUGGCCGCAUCACCCUGCACGUCUUCUGGGAGCUGAACUUUGACUUCCUCCCCAACUACUGCUACAAUGGGUCCACCAACCGUUUUGUCCGAACUGCCAUUCCUUUCACUCAAGAACCGCAAAGAGAUAAACCGGCCAACGUCCAGCCUUAUUACCUCUAUGGGUCCAAGCCUCUUAACAUUGCCUACAGCCACAUCUACAGCUCCUACAGGAACUUCGUGGGGCCCCCUCACUUCAAGACCAUCUGCAGACUCCUGGGUUACCAGGGCAUCGCCGUGGUCAUGGAGGAACUGCUGAAGAUCGUCAAGAGCUUGCUCCAAGGAACCAUUCUCCAGUAUGUGAAAACACUGAUUGAAGUGAUGCCCAAGAUAUGCCGCUUGCCCCGGCACGAGUAUGGCUCCCCAGGGAUCCUGGAGUUCUUUCACCACCAGCUGAAGGACAUCAUCGAGUAUGCAGAGCUCAAAACAGACGUGUUCCAGAGUCUGAGGGAAGUGGGCAAUGCCAUCCUGUUCUGCCUGCUCAUAGAGCAAGCUCUGUCUCAGGAGGAAGUCUGUGAUUUGCUCCACGCUGCACCCUUCCAAAAUAUCUUGCCGCGAGUCUACAUCAAAGAGGGGGAGCGUCUGGAGGUCCGGAUGAAACGCCUGGAAGCCAAGUAUGCCCCGCUUCACCUGGUCCCCCUGAUAGAGCGGCUGGGGACUCCUCAGCAAAUCGCCAUCGCUCGGGAGGGUGACCUGCUGACCAAGGAGCGUCUGUGCUGCGGCCUGUCCAUGUUUGAGGUCAUUCUGACCCGCAUUCGAAGCUACCUGCAGGACCCCAUCUGGAGGGGCCCACCACCCACCAACGGCGUCAUGCACGUUGACGAGUGUGUGGAAUUCCACCGGCUGUGGAGUGCCAUGCAGUUCGUCUACUGCAUUCCCGUGGGGACCAACGAGUUCACAGCUGAGCAAUGUUUUGGUGAUGGCCUGAACUGGGCUGGCUGCUCCAUCAUCGUCCUGCUGGGCCAACAGCGUCGCUUCGACCUGUUCGACUUCUGUUACCACCUGCUGAAAGUACAGAGGCAGGACGGGAAGGAUGAAAUCAUUAAGAAUGUGCCCCUGAAGAAAAUGGCAGACAGAAUCAGGAAGUACCAGAUCUUGAACAAUGAGGUUUUUGCCAUCCUGAACAAGUACAUGAAGUCCGUAGAGACAGACAGUUCCACCGUGGAGCACGUGCGCUGCUUCCAACCACCCAUCCACCAGUCCCUGGCCACCACCUGCUAGGCCGACGGUCCUGCAAACCCUCAACCUGGGGGAGGAGAAGCAGCAGGAGAGAGAAAGCCACAGCCACAGCCCUGCAACAGGGUCCAACUGG
Molecule: messenger RNA, 4315 nt
Organism: Rhinolophus ferrumequinum (greater horseshoe bat)
Lineage: Eukaryota; Metazoa; Chordata; Mammalia; Chiroptera; Rhinolophidae
Gene: CYFIP2
Product: cytoplasmic FMR1 interacting protein 2
Exons: 32
Coding region: 388-4224 (1278 amino acids)
Biological process (GO): cell morphogenesis; cell projection assembly; apoptotic process
Cellular component (GO): neuron projection; synapse
Molecular function (GO): small GTPase binding
Source: RefSeq, a predicted model, not a curated record